GCUGCUUAAUUGGAGCUUUUAAUGUGCCGUGGAGCUGGUGCGCGUUCCAAGGAGCCGCCGGGCCGGAGGAUGCUUAGGACCCAGGGGAAGCGCUGUGGAGCCCGCCUGGCUGGGCUCGGAGCCGCUCCUGCCUCCCGGCCAGGACUUCUCAGGUGUCCCGGUGCGCGGAGCUGUGCGAGGCCAGCGCGGCCCUCCCGGCAGCUGCCCCAGCCCGUGCCCAUGCUCCGGGCCCCCUGGGCACCCAUGUGCUGGCGCGGGCACCCCUUGGCACCAUGAAUGACCAGUACCACCGAGCCGCCCGGGACGGCUACCUGGACCUGCUGAAGGAAGCCACCAAGAAGGACCUGAACUCGCCCGAUGAGGAUGGCAUGACCCCGACCCUAUGGGCCGCCUACCACGGCAACCUGGACGCGCUGCGCCUCAUUGUCAGCAGAGGGGGUGAUCCAGACAAAUGUGACAUCUGGGGGAACACCCCCCUCCACCUGGCAGCAGCCAACGGCCACCUGAACUGCCUCUCCUUCCUCAUCUCCUUUGGGGCCAACAUCUGGUGCCUGGACAAUGACUACCACACCCCGCUGGACAUGGCAGCCAUGAAGGGGCACAUGGAGUGUGUGCGGUACCUGGACUCGAUUGCUGCCAAGCAGAGCAACCUCAACCCCAAGCUGGUGAGCAAACUGAAGGACAAGGCCUUUCGGGAUGCAGAGAGGAGGAUUAAGGACUGUGUGAAGCUGCAGAAGAAGCACCACGAAAGGAUGGAGAAACGGUACAGAAAGGAGAUGUCAGAUAAUUCGGAUACCAUGAGCUUUUCCAGCUAUUCCAGCAGCACCUUAAGCAAGAAGUUCCAGCACAUGUCUAUGGUGACUUCCCUGCCAUAUUCACAAGCCACCAUCCACGGCACAGCCAAGGGAAAGACGAAAAUACAAAAGAAACUGGAGAAGAAGAAGCAGGUGGACGGGACCUUCAAGAUCUACGAGGAUGGCAGGAAAAGCGUGCGGUCUCUGUCUGGCCUGCAGCUGGGCAACGAUGUCAUGUUUGUGAAGCAGGGCACGUACGCCAGCCCGAAGGAGUGGACGCGCCGCAACAUCCGCGACAUGUUCCUCACGGACGAAGACACCGUCUCCCGUGCCAUAAGCGACCCAGGUUUGCACAUGGACUCGGCCCACUCCGAGGUCAGCACCGACUCCGGACACGACUCCUUGUUCAACCGCCCCGGGCUGGGCACCAUGGUGUUCCGGCGCAACUACGUCAGCAGCGGGCUCUUCGGCAUCGGCCGCGAGGACGGCGCCGCGCCGGGCGAGGACGGCGCUGACGGGAUGGGCGUCAGACUGCGGAGCCGCCUGCAGCGCUCGCCAAGUCUCAACGACAGCAUUGGCAGUGCCAACAGCCUGCAGGAGAGGAACGCCGAGGAGCUGCCCUGGGAUGAGGUGGAGCUGGGCUUAGACGAUGACGACGAACCGGACACCAGCCCCUUGGAAACUUUUCUGGCUUCCCUGCACAUGUUUGAAUUCAUCUCCAUCCUGAAGAAGGAAAAGAUUGACUUGGAGGCCCUCAUGCUGUGCUCAGACCAUGACCUGAAGAGCAUCAAUAUCCCUUUGGGCCCCAGGAAGAAGAUCGUGGAUGCCAUCCAGAGGAGACGACAAACGCUGGAGAAGCCAGAUGUCAUUGUAGACACUGAACUAUAGCAGCAGCAUCUUUUUUUUUUUUUUUUUUUUUUU
Molecule: messenger RNA, 1715 nt
Organism: Zonotrichia albicollis (white-throated sparrow)
Lineage: Eukaryota; Metazoa; Chordata; Aves; Passeriformes; Passerellidae
Gene: USH1G
Product: USH1 protein network component sans
Biological process (GO): sensory perception of light stimulus; equilibrioception; sensory perception of sound
Molecular function (GO): protein binding
Source: RefSeq, a predicted model, not a curated record